Messenger RNA from Pungitius pungitius (ninespine stickleback), 5714 nucleotides. It is a transcript of the gene scn4ba, whose product is annotated as sodium channel, voltage-gated, type IV, beta a. The coding region runs from base 509 to 1207 and encodes 232 amino acids. Gene Ontology annotation, molecular function: transmembrane transporter binding; sodium channel regulator activity. Lineage: Eukaryota; Metazoa; Chordata; Actinopteri; Perciformes; Gasterosteidae. The record is from RefSeq and is a predicted model, not a curated record. The transcript has 5 exons. Gene Ontology annotation, cellular component: plasma membrane; voltage-gated sodium channel complex. Gene Ontology annotation, biological process: cardiac muscle cell action potential involved in contraction; regulation of ventricular cardiac muscle cell membrane repolarization; regulation of sodium ion transmembrane transporter activity.
CCACCCACCCACGCUCGCUUCCCGGGCUGCUGUAGCCGCGGUGGGGCCCUCCGACACUAGCCCCCCCCCCCCCCCCAACCCCUUCGUCGCUCCUCGCCGCUGCUUCGCGCCUCACGCGCUCCUUUGCCGGAUAAUCACCACCGAGCCUGAGAGAGACGGGAAGGACGGGAGGGAGGGAGACUGAGACCUGCUGCGUUCUUCAGUGCGUCUCUGCUUCGGCUUUUCCGGCCCUGCUUUGGGGGGCGUGAGGAGGGGAACGUGGGGGACAACUGCGCGCGUAGAGAACUGCCCCCCCCCCCGCAAAGGAAUCCAUCCUUCUCUCGUUGCGCGUCCACCCUCUGGGACAAAGUGCAGAAGAGGGGAGGAGAGAGGGGGGGUUGUGGGGGGUAGGGGGGGGGGCGUCCCGCCUGGCUCUAGAGACACACAGCGAGGCGAACACGAACAACACGGCCGGGACGCGUGGAUCGGACACACGGGGAAGACACGCGUAGCGGGGACAAGUGGCGCCAUGGCGACGGUGGACAGCUGCGGUUCCGGCGCCUCUGGGCGGCUGAGACGCGGCGACCUGCUUCACACCGGUGUGGCGGUGGCACUGCUGCUUGGUGUGUGGAGUGUUGGUGGACUGGAGGUCACGACCAGUAAAGUGCCUCAACUUGAAGCGAUCAAUGGCUCCACGGUCCUGCUGCCCUGCACCUACUCCUCCUGCAUCGGCAUCAAAAACCUCUACUUCAACUGGCACUACGACGACAACGGCACCUUGCUAAAGCUAUGUGAGGCGGUGAUUCCCAUUGAGGGCGUGGAGCCCCGGGUCAGUGUGUACCACGAGCGCGUGGAGUUUGUCGGCUCUUCGAAGAGCAACAACAUCUCCAUCCUGCUGUGGAACAUCACCUUCGAAGAUGAGGGAACGUACCUCUGUUUCGCCAGGAACCCAAAAGAGAAGUACCGCAACCACACUGCUUACUACUAUCUUAAAGUGGUGGACCAAUUGAAGGAGAUUGAAACUACUUUGACAACCAUCAUUGUCUCCGUGGUGGGUGGAGUCAUUGGUAUAUCUAUCCUGGCCAUGGUGAUAAAGGCGUUGGUUGUUCACUUUCUGCUGAAGGACGAUGAGAAAAACAAAGAGUGCCUGGUGAGCUCAGGGAACGACAACACCGAGAACGGAGGCUCGGGAGCCAAAGCCGACGCCAAAGGGACGCCAAAGGCCUGAGUGAAAGAGCACGUCUGUAUGUUGGUGUACACGUUGAGACUAACGUACAGGCUGGGAGAAGGAGCCGUUACCAGGGGACUGUUUGAUCGUACUAGCGGCUAACACAACAUGUACAUUUCUAAAUUUUAAAGUCACGCUUCAGAUAUCCCGGGGAAAGCGUGGAUCCCUCCGUCAGCUUCACGUCGGCCCAUUUGUUGCACCGCGAUCGGCUUUCCCCCCCGGGGCAUGAAGUAGGAUUUCUCUGGCCUGGAGAACAACUGCCUCUGCUCUCAGAUAUACUCGUUGUUUUCACGCCGGCUUUACAUCGUCUCAGAGGAAUCCUCUUCCCCCAAAAAGCAGAGCCUCUUAUUUUUAGAGCAAAUUUAAUAAUAAUCAACUGCCACUUGAAAGCAGUUCAGCGCACUCACUAGACAGGCCACCAGAAUGUUUGCCCCCCCCCCCCCCGUCUACACCCCAAAUCAACCUAACCGGUGGCAGCAAACACACCUGGUUGCCAUGGUGAAUUGCCAUAACCUAUGUAGUGCCACGAUGACAUUGUUUUUCAGUUCACAAAAUGAAGAAAAUGUGUUGGUUAAACAUGGUAUAUAUACAUAUUUUCAACACAAUGUUUGACUCUUCUUGUGAUUAACAAGAAGAGUCUUUUGAAACAGUUUUUAUUCAUUUUUUAUUUCCGAUCGGCUAACAAAUGGGCUCUCUUAGGUGACUGAAGGAUCCAGCGACGCACAGGUGUAUUGUCUCGCUUUAGAUGAAACCCAGGUGCCUGUUCUGCUUGUGCUCCCUCUCCUGGUGGGAAGAUGAAAAAAUAUAUAUAUAUAUAUAUAAAAAAAAACAAUCCUAUCCCUCAUCAAAGACAAUCCCUAGAUUACCCAGCUCCCUAUAGAAAGGAAUGACACUGAUCAUGCUGCUUCUGAGUAAUAACCAAUGCAUUUUUUGCAUGUGCGCGUUUUAUAUAACUUCCCAUAAGUAUACGUCGUCUCGGGCCACAGUGGAGUGACGUUUCUGUGCGUCUCCGUGGGGUCCCAUUCAACCCCUUUUCACAGCACUGCUCCAACCAUUGUUACCCUUUAAACCCGGGUCACAGAGGUAGACCUGCAGGGAUUUGCGGGGGGGUUAACGGCAUUUGACACUGAUGCAAAACGGGAAAAGCGUGAAUCAUCAUCACGAUGGAAACACUCCGCUGGACGCUUAGUGAGAAAGUGGCCCCUUGGUCCAGUGGCGUAUCAGCAGGAUAUACUGUGGGGAGAGCAACAUAAUAUAAUUACACAACCACAUUUCCGUGGCUGGAUGCAGACUCCCAACUGGCUACCGUCCAAUAAUAAAACUUGCUCUGAGAACCACAAGAAAACACUUAACCCCACGAGUCUAUUGGUGCUGCCUCGGUAAAGCGGGAAGCAGCAUUGGGACAGAUGAGGGAAAAAGAAUGUAACGAUUGUCAGGGAAUAGAUGUUUGAUAUCAUUUAUAAAUAGUAUAUUUUGAUCCAUUCUAAACUCAAUAUAGUGAUGCUAUUAUCAAAUGAAUGUUUGAAUAGACCUAAAGGCCAGUGGUUUAUUUUUCUUUGCCAACUGUCUUAUUUCAUGUGACUCAACAACCAGCCAAUAUUUACGGCAUUGUGAUCAAACUUCAGUUUAGGAAAGAACUAUUUGCUGCGACUGUAGGAAUCGUAGUCAUUGCACAUAAUACAAAGUUUGUGCUGUGUAGUGGUGUCAUAGCACUACAUGUUUAUUGGUAACUUAUUGGAGGGUCCCGGCAGAAAAAAUAAACAGAUAGUAAAAAAAGAUAUAUAUUAUAUGUGAAUUUAGAACAUGCUCUAAUGAGACAGCUGGCAAUGGGAAAGUUUAAGGCCCUUCUCCGUAUCGCAUCUGCAUCUGGUGGUUGAUAUGGACGCACUUAGAGCUGAGAUGCUGACGGGAAGCUAGAAGCUGCUCUCAGUACAAAAAGCUCACGUCUGUGAAACUGGAAGACAUGACCUGCCACGCCCUCACACACACGCACUUACAUACUAGGAGCCACCUUGAAGCCAGCGUGUAGUCUUGCAUACAAACUCUGGUCUUGCAUACAAACAACACAGCACUUUUUUCCCUGUUCAGAGUGGCUGCACAAGACAGGGAGUCCUGGACGUGACUCAAAAGUCAUCGUUCUCUUAUGACACUUUGGGAGAGUCGCCAAAAUCCAAAAACAAUGUUUGAGCAUUGUCUGGAAAGACUUCAUCUCGUUGGUCUCAAAUUGUUCUCCUCCACACCUGGAGUGCGUUCCCCGCUUUGCUUUCAAUGGAAGCAAUAAGACAGAUAUCAGAUUAUGCAAUAACCUGUUAUGAGGCACUUUAUGGAUGUGUCUGGACUGGCUCCGUUCGAGGCACCGGUCAUUUUACCAAUGUGUGUAUCUACACUGUACUCAUGUACUUUAUUUACUGUAAUCCAGUAGGACUAAUGCACCGGCAUUAGAUCCACACUGCAUAUAAGACAAAUUGAUCGACUUUAAUGGCUCCUUAUACAUUGCAGCUGUAAAUGUGCAGUGUUUGAAGUGAUACAGCAUCCUUGUUGUGUUGUAUACCUGUGAAUGUUAUGGAUAUAAAGAAGCACUUCACACACACACACACACACACACACAUGCACACACGCACUUGCUUUCCUGUCUGUGGAGUCUUGUGCACAUCCGUCUGUAGACAGGAUACAUCCAACGUUGUCCUGUAGGGAAAAACAACACUGUGGAUUUGACCUGUCUGUUUGUGCACUUUUCUUAACGUUCAACCCUUACAGAGCGUAACAAAAAGGUGGUUUCCUCUAAGGGUUUGUGUCGCAUAACGUGUAUAUAUUUGUGGGUUUGUGUGGUCCCUCUUCCUUGUUUCUGUGAUCCCUUAUUUGAUUUAUUAUGUUUUCUGGAAUGAAACCCAUUGUCAUUAUGUAUAUCGUUUUUGCAAGAUGGAGAUUUUUGAUAUUCAUGAUAAUAAUAGCUUUAUUUCCCUGAAGUGACAAAGUGGAAAACCUCGCUAAGCGCAGCAAACCGGACAGGUAAACAUGUGAAAGAUAAACUAAAUGCUCUCUGGUCUAAUGCAGUCUAUAUCUAGUUGUGGAACAAUGUGAAAUAUUGGCUGUUUAAACUAUUUAUUACUUUCUUAUAACCUUUUUUUCUCCUCACAAAAGUCCCUCUGUACCCUCUGACCUACCCUGUCUCUAAUGUGUGUCCUGAAUCGUACAUGAGUACUGAGGUCUGCCACCUGCUUGUUGUGAUGCUGCAGUACUGAGUAGUAGACACAGUAGGACUACCCCCCAGUGGUCGAUACCCGACAUGUCAAACGCUCUUCCCUCGGGGGGGGGGGAGGCUGAUGAUUCCAAAAUGCACAUUUUGAUACAUAUUGAAAUUGCCGCAUUAUGAAUUUAUUUAAAUUUCUGAUAGCAUCAUUACUCUAAUUUCCAUAGUCAAAACAAUAUAAAUGAUGUUAAAAAUUGUUGCAAAUUGCUUUAGCUGAUGCUAUUAAUUGUUUACAAGUAUACAUAAUUAUAACCCCGGUGCCCAUUUGACAUGAUAUGUGCAUUUGGAGAAAAAAAAAGGGCCGAUAUGUAUAAGUUUACACUUAAUCUUUUAGGAAAAGGAUACGUGCAAAAAUGUGUACAAACAUGAUUAUCAAAUUGCUCCCAGUGUUAGUGUAACAUCGCUCACUGAAACCACAAAGAGUUGUGACUGACCACCACCACGGCGACUCCGAGUUGGCGUCGCUUUUACUGCCACGGCGGCUGAAACUCAAACUGCCAAUCCAAGAGUCUCACUGUUGUAUCUACACCACCAUCACCACGACGACGACGACGCGCAACUCAUUCAGUGCACUUACACUACAGUCACCGUGUCGUAUCGCCACCUAAAGCGCCGGUGGUGGCAUUUCAGUACUCUGCUGUACACGGUAUGGCUCUGAACUGCAUCUGUAUUUCUAGCAGCUGAAACGGACACUGCCAAGCCAAGAGUCUGACGUCUGCUCUCUGUUUCCCACAUUCCACCGAGCACUGACCUGAGAUCAGCGCUACUACAAUCCCAAUUCAAGGGGGGCGAUGAAUAAAAUGAAAUGAAGUAGAGACAUCUUUUUUUUAUGACACUUUUCGGUAUCAGAAUUAUUAGAAACAAACUUCAAACUAUUGUUAGCGAUGCCAGAUGCUACAUAUUGACCUAUUGACCUUAGCAAACUGCAUCCUGUAGGUCUUGAAAGAUAUUGUCUUAUAGAUCUCGAGAUUUGAAUGACAAGCUCAGGCGAUUACCCUCCACCUGCAGAUCUGCAUUUUAAACUAUUUAAACACUGUUUUACACAUCUUACUGAUGUUAUUUUGUCUUUUUCAACAUACAAGAUUGAUGUUUACACAGCAAAUUCUCUACACUAUCCCACACCCUACUUCCUCUGAUCAUCCAGCUGUUUGUCCGUGCUCCUGACCUCGUUGCUCAUGCUCCCUUCAUGACUAUGCACCUCAAACUUUUGACUUGUAAAAAAAAAAAACAUACUGGAAAUAAAAUGUUUGAAACUCA